This is a messenger RNA of Fomitiporia mediterranea MF3/22, 1090 nucleotides long. Its product is annotated as O-sialoglyco protein endopeptidase. Gene Ontology annotation, biological process: tRNA threonylcarbamoyladenosine modification. Bases 1 to 1089 code for a protein of 362 amino acids. The record is from RefSeq and is a predicted model, not a curated record. The transcript has 7 exons. Lineage: Eukaryota; Fungi; Basidiomycota; Agaricomycetes; Hymenochaetales; Hymenochaetaceae. Gene Ontology annotation, cellular component: cytoplasm; EKC/KEOPS complex.
AUGCCUGGACGUGUUCGAACUUGUCCGCUCAAGCGUCCUGAGAGAGAUUAUAUUGCCCUCGGGCUGGAAGGCUCCGCCAACAAACUCGGCGCAGGCGUAAUAAAACAUUCGCCGGACGGUUCAGCGACAGUCCUAUCCAAUGUUCGCCACACAUAUAUAACUCCACCAGGUGAAGGCUUCCAGCCUCGAGAUACCGCGCAGCACCACAGAGAAUGGGCGCUUCAGGUCAUCCAGGAUGCAAUGCAGAAGGCAGGAUUGGGAAUCGAGAGCGUAGACUGUAUAUGCUUUACUAAAGGUCCUGGUAUGGGUGCACCGCUACAAUCGGUUGCACUAGUUGCUCGGACACUCGCGUUGCUUUAUGAUAAGCCUCUUGUUGGUGUGAAUCACUGCGUUGGACAUAUUGAAAUGGGUCGAGAAAUAACUGGAGCUCAAAACCCUGUCGUUCUAUACGUCUCGGGAGGCAACACGCAGGUCAUCGCGUAUUCGCAGCAGCGAUACAGGAUAUUUGGAGAGACGCUUGACAUUGCCGUUGGGAACUGUCUUGAUCGUUUCGCGAGGGUGGUAAAUCUGAGUAACGAUCCUGCUCCUGGGUAUAACAUUGAACAGGAAGCCAAAAAAGGGAAACGGCUCUUAAACCUUCCUUACGCGACUAAAGGAAUGGACGUCUCGUUAUCUGGAAUCCUUACCUCAACAGAGGCGCUCACCCUGGAUAGGAACUACAGAGCCACGGAAACAGGGGAAGAAGGAACUUUCACAGCUGCAGAUUUAUGCUUUUCAUUACAAGAAACGGUGUUUGCUAUGCUUGUUGAGAUCACUGAACGGGCAAUGGCACACAUCGGUAGCAAAGAGGUACUUAUUGUGGGUGGAGUUGGAUGUAAUGAACGACUUCAAGAGAUGAUGGGGAUAAUGGCCAAGGAAAGAGGAGGCCAAGUAUUCGCAACCGAUGAACGAUUUUGCAUUGACAACGGGAUUAUGAUUGCACAAGCGGGUUUAUUGAGUUAUAGAAUGGGUUAUACCACACCUUUGUCCAAAACGACUUGUACACAACGAUUCAGGACGGACGAGGUGCAUGUUGCCUGGAGGGCGUAGA